Passer montanus (Eurasian tree sparrow) is the source of this 1149-nucleotide messenger RNA. RefSeq names its product sorting nexin 22 (gene SNX22). Lineage: Eukaryota; Metazoa; Chordata; Aves; Passeriformes; Passeridae. The coding region runs from base 274 to 903 and encodes 209 amino acids. Gene Ontology annotation, molecular function: phosphatidylinositol phosphate binding. The transcript has 6 exons. The record is from RefSeq and is a predicted model, not a curated record.
UUUCCUCCCGUGGGAGCCGUUUUUAGGAUCUGAGCAAUCCCACAGCGCUGGGACUGGCGUUCCCAGAGCUCCGUGGGGCUGUGGUGCUCCGGGGGGGAGACCUGCCCCUUCCCCCCUUCGCAGCCUCGCGUGUGCGUUUUAUCAAAACCGAUACCCGCUCGAAAAAAGGCAGCUUGGGCGGACUUCCCUCUUUCCUUUCCCCUUAUCCUUGUAAAGCGGCUCCGCGGCGGCUCCGCCGAGCGGCUCCGGGCUCAUCCCGGGGCCGUGACCGCCAUGGGCUCCCGGGGCGGUCCCGGCCCGGCCCCGCUCCCGCUCCCGGCGCGUCCCGGCGCGCCCCGGGCCGUGAUCGCCGUCUGCAUCCCCGCGGCGGAGCCCCCGGCGGCGGGCAGCGCCGAGCGGCCGCACACGGUGUUCCGGGUGGAGGUGCUGUGCAAUGGCCGGCGGCACACGGUGACCAAGCGCUACAGCGAGUUCCAGGCACUGCACAAGCGGAUCAAGAAGACCUGUAAGGUCCCCGACUUCCCCCCACGCCAUGUCCCCAACUGGAUGCCCAAAGCGCUGGAGCAGCGCCGGCAGGGCCUGGAGCUCUACCUGCAGGGCGUGCUGUACCACAACGAGGAGCUGCCCCAGGACAUCCUGGACUUCCUGAAGGUGCGGCGGUGCCAGCAGAGCCCCAAGGCCAGCAGCCCCCCCAGCACCAGACUCCUGCCGUCCCAGCGCCCCAUCGUCGGCUUCCGCUCGGAUCCCUACGUGCGGCCACGCGGCGCUGAGCUGCUCCCCAACACCGUCCUCAGCGGGGUCCUGCAGGGCCUCUACCUCCCCCUGAGCUGCGUCCCCGGCCUGGCAGCACCCCGAGCCUCUGGAAUGAUGAGUUCCACCCAGCAGCCAGGGAUGCAGUGGUGAGAGGAAGGAUCCUUGUGGUGAAACUCACUCCUCCCUGCUGGGAGAAGCCAAAGGGAUGUUGGGAAGUGCUCUCUCACCACCAUGAAAAGUGCCUUUGUUGGCAGAGCAGGAGCUCUGCCUCCCCCCCUGCUGUUUUGGGCUUGCAGUACGAGCCUUUGGAUGCUGGAUGGUGCUGGAAAACCUCUCUGCAUCCAGGCUUUGGUGCAAUAAAUCUCCUGGAUUUGACUGACUGGAAAAGCGCUGUGC